AUGGGGGAGGAUUGCGUCCCGGUGGUGGAUUUUCAGCAACUUUGUGCGCAAGGGGAGUGCAACAAACUAAGAGAGGCAUGUGAGAAAUGUGGAUGUUUCAGAAUCAUCAAUCACCCUAUUUCAAUAACACUCAUGGCGGAUAUGAAGUCCGUGGCUAAAUAUCUACAUGACCUUCCUAAAGAGAUCAAAAAACGCAACAAAGCCAUCAUCCCUGACAGUGGCUACGUGCCAUCAAGUGUAACAAGUCCUCUAUAUGAGGGCUUGGGAAUAUAUGACAUGUAUUCAACACCACAAGCAGUUCACAAUUUCUGCUCUCAGUUGGAUGUCCCAUCCCACCACAGAAACAUAAUACAGACAUAUGGCCAGGCAAUUCAUGACUUGGUAUCAAUUAUAUCACAAAAGAUGGCCGAGUCUAUGGACGUGGUGGGUGCUGAUUUUAAAGAUUGGCCAUUCAUUUUUAGGAUUAUCAAAUAUAACUUCACCCUAGAAACUGUAGGUGAAGUAGGUGUACAACUACACUCGGAUACAGGAUUCAUGACUCUGCUUCAAGAUGAUGAACAUGUUGGUGGUCUUGAGAUUAUGGAUGACUCUGGCUCAUUUGUGGCAGUCCCUCCCAAAUCAGGGUCUUUCCUUUGCAUUAUUGGAGAUGUUGCACAAGUAUGGAGCAAUGGAAGAUUUCGCAAUGUGAAGCAUCGUGUACUAUGUAAGGAAACAACUACUCGUUAUUCAUUUGGUGCAUUUAUGUUAGCAUCAAGGGAUGGUAAUGUUGAGGCCCCAAAAGAGUUGGUAGACCCUAAUCAUGCACGCCUCUAUCGCCCAUUCAAAUAUGAAGAGUUAAGGGAAUUCAGAAUCACCACAGGGAAGAGAGCUGGUGAGGUCCUUGAGCAAUUCCGCAUUAGCUAG
This is a messenger RNA of Gastrolobium bilobum, 903 nucleotides long. RefSeq names its product 2-oxoglutarate-dependent dioxygenase DAO-like. The record is from RefSeq and is a predicted model, not a curated record. Gene Ontology annotation, molecular function: indole-3-acetaldehyde oxidase activity; dioxygenase activity. The coding region runs from base 1 to 903 and encodes 300 amino acids. The transcript is spliced from 3 exons. Lineage: Eukaryota; Viridiplantae; Streptophyta; Magnoliopsida; Fabales; Fabaceae. Gene Ontology annotation, biological process: auxin catabolic process.